CUGCAUGUUCCGGGAAGCGUGGUAGCCUCGAGGAGUGCGCGCUGUUUUCUUCGCUUUUCUUUUGUUUUCUUUCCGUUUUUACAACUUUACUGCGAAAGAAUUGGCAAAACUAAGGUGAUAACUCAACUAAUCCAUUCGAAAUCUUCAACGCUGCGAGUGCAAGCGUAACUCUGCCGAAUAUCUACGUGGCAGACCUCCAUUGAAAUCGGACAGAUCAUGGAAACCGCAGGCGAUAGUGACCUAACCGGCGAAAAACAAAACGAAGGACGGUAAGACAUUUAUCUUUAUCCGUCACAUUUAUCAUUUUUGGCCAGUAAUUUUUUCAAAUAUGUCUUUUUUAUUGAUACUGACGGCUGGCUUCGAAAAGUAGAGUGAAAGCUGUUGUAUCGGUCUCAAAACGAAUAAUCGGACAAUCUCAUUACUAUUUUAUAACUCUUCAACAAAAUGAAGUCGUACAGAAUUAAAAGGAUGAUUAUUAAACUUUUCAAUGUCUAAAUAACUUACCAUAUUAAUGCGAUACAUCCACAACACGGUGUAGGUGUUCAAAUAUCUAAAUCUUAGUCAGAAAUCACUUGUUCUGCCACAGUAUUUACGUGUAUCGGAAUUUGUCGAACUUGCGGAUUAAAUGCAUGUCGACUUGAUUUGCAAUUUAUGGACAUUUUUAUUGUGAGGAAUGAGUGCUUGAUUUGUAACGUUACUCUGGGGACAGUUUUGUUUUUUACCGUUAUGGAUGGUUUACGUGUUGCUUUUUUUGGUGUGUGUUUGUUAUUUGUACAGCACCAUGGUUGACUGGAUAUACUAAGAAGUUAAAGUUUACGCAAAGUUUACCAGUUACACUUGCUGUAGUCUUAAUUCUCAGAGUGUGUGGGCGCGAACUAUUUUGAGUCGCUUAAAAACAUGAUAAUAUGUUUAUUGAAUACCAUCAUUAUUGCAGGGUAGAAGGCUUUUAAAUUUCGUUGGUAGAUUGAGAAAGAAUAAACAAGUGUACGAUUUGAAUUGUCUCGAAAUAUGCCAUUUAAAUUAAUGUACAUCCUUACUAAAGAGAAAAAAUCAGCGGGUCUUGGAUAUGUAUGGCUUCAUCGAUUAUCAGUUUAUACUUUUGCUCUUGUGUGGAAUCAGACAAUUUAUACUAUUUAGCUGUACAAGUAGUUUAGUCGCAAAAUGUGAAUAGUUUGUAUUAAACUGUUACUGGACAAGUCUCAACAAUCUACCAGGCCCAAUAAAAGAAAUGGCCCGGUUUGUGUAUUUUCAGGUUUCCCUUUUUUUAUUCUUGGGUGAGAUAAAACUUUCAAGUACAGACAGGUAACAGUGUGUGACAUCUUACAAACAAUUGUGUUUCUUGUAGGUCAUCUGUGCAAGACAGAUCGUCAGGUACACAACUUCCAUUACUUCAUCCAUUUUUCAUUAUUCUGUUUAUAUUCAAUCAGCACUCUCCUUGCCAAUAAUAACUUGAAAAGCCUAAAUUCUUACUUAGUGAUACACCCACUACUGAUCCCAACUUUUGGUUCAUAGGUAGCAGAUAGAAAUUUUCAAUCAUUUGAGUUUGAUGGAGUUAGGAAUGGGAUAUAGUCAGUAAUCCUUUGAUACAAUGAAAGAGCAGAAUGUGCUGUACCUUGGCCCUUAACCCUUUAAAUCCUAGAAGGGAAUGAAAUGUAUCUUCUCCCUAAGAUAUCCAUGCAUUUUCUAGAAAACUGGUCAUGAGAAUACAUGUACUCAAACUUAUCAUGUAGAAUUUGUUAUCUUGAUUUCACACCAAAUUCUCAUAACUUUUUUAGUAGGAAAUGUUGAGGAGUUACAGCUACAUAUAAAAUAAAGAAUUGACAAUAAGAUAUUUUAGGUUAACAGAGUAUUGUACUUGAACUUAAAAUUAUUGUUUUUCAAGUUAUUCAGAACAGUAGAGAGUAUGAAAGUUUUGUUGUAUCUUUCCAGCCAAAAAAAAAGAUCUCAACUAAACAGAUCAAAUUUGAUAGAGCAGAAGCACAUUCAUUUGUAGAUCAAUCAAUUUUCCCUCUCUUCUAGCUGAAAAUAGUCCAUCUGCUAGUCCAAAUAAACCUGAGCAAAAGCCUGAGCAGAAGAAGGUAAGACCAAAAUUGAACAAUGUUUUGAUGCUAUGCACCUUACAUGUACUUGUAUACAGAAAAAAAACUGAACCUAAUAUGUUAUUAUGUUGAGGGAAUCAAUCAGGAAACAACAAAAACAAGUACUAAGGGCCAAAUUUCUCAAAGUACAGCUGCCUCUUGACACAACCUGUCAAAACUGGGAUAAUCAGUAAGAAAUUUGUAACAAUGCCAAUUCUUAGACUUUUGAGAGGGCAAGCAAGGACAGUUUGGAAGUUUGACAAUCUUGAACAAUUUGUGAGAAAAAGAGGAGCCUCACAGUGUUGUCAUUAUUGUUAUUAUCUCUAAUUUGUGUGAUUCUUUCCUUUUGAGUAUGUCUUUUUUUUGUACAGCUUACUGUUACAUGGCCUUGAAAACAAAAAGUCACGUACUGUCAGUGUGUACAAAGGGCCUUUCAUAAGAAUCAAACUUAGAGCUGAUGUUUUGCUUUUGAGCAAUUUGUGGUAAAUUCUAACACCUUUAUUUGGAUUUUUGACACUUUAGACUAUAUUUUCAAAAGGAAAGAAAAGGAAGAAGACUGACAAGGACUUGAAUGCUCCUAAAGCCCCUCUUACUGGUUAUGUCAGGUUCCUGAAUGAGCAUCGAGAAAAGGUCAGGGCUGAGAAUCAGAACCUUCCUUUUCAUGAAGUUACCAAGAUUCUUGGGAAUAUGUGGAGUCAGCUACCUUCUCAACAAAAACAGGUACACUUUCAUGUAGCUACUACACAUUUGUCGUCAGUAGCAUAAUGGCAGGUUUUGCCACUGCUAUAACCUUUCUAGGUUGGAAUGGACUUACUGAUUGCACUACUCAAAAUGUACAUCAAUCUCGAGCAGCAUGUAUUUUCCUGACACAUGUACUUUCCUGACACUUAUAAAUUUCUUGCUAUGACCACAUUUAGUAUACAUGAUUUUGUACCAUUAUUAGAAGUAUUUUCUUUUCCUGGUGACAACCUACAAUUAAACUGAAACUUUUUUCAUGAGUGGUUUUUACUUUUGUUGAAGAAGAUGCACCUGUUAUUACUUUUUCACUUGUAAGUGUCUUUGCAAGAGCUAUUUCAUCAGACUAGCUUCUUUCUAGUGUCUGUACAUUCCACAACAUUGUUUUGUUUGUGUUCCAUAUUUGCAGGCCUAUUUGGAAGAAGCUGAGAAGGACAAAGAACGGUACAUGAAGGAACUAGAAGUAUAUCAACAGACUGAUGCAUACAAGAACUUUGUAGCCAGACAAAAAGCAAUGAAAAAAGGUCAAGCUGCAUUUAUCAAAGGGACAUUUUCUAUUUUCCCUGUAAAGCAUCAUGCAUACUUCCAAACAGUUGUUCAAAACUGCUUUGGUGAACAUGGGCUGACUUUUGGCAUAUAAUCAGUUGGGCUCACUGUUGUAGAAAAUAAGCGGCAUUCAGUCAAAAUGUUUUGAUUCACCCACAUGUAACUUCUAUAGAAAUGGUCAUGUUUGUACAACAGGGGUGAUGUAUGGAUAUUUUCUACAGAAGUAGUGUUUGAUGUGUUUUGACUUUUUUUUUUAGGUGAAGGAGAUGUCAAUGGUGCUGAGGUAAAUAAGCAAAAAAUUAAGCAUUCUGUACACUCUUCCUUGUGUAUUAUUUUAAUGACAAUUCUGCAAUUUAGAAGUCACUGGUAGAUUCAAUAUCAUGAAUGGUGAUAACAAUUGCAAUAUUAUGUUGUCUCCUCUAGGGAAAUGAUGACUUGUUCUGCAGUGCUUGUAACUUAUACUUCAACUCACCACACAACAAGCGUGAACAUAUGUCUGGCAAGAAGCACUUUGCCGUGGUCUCUUCGCAGAUGGAUAAAUCUGAGAAGCACGUAGAAAAGGCAAAUGGUAGAGAUUCAUCUGAUGCAAAAAAAGUGGAAGAAACUUCUGAUUCACAGCCACUACAAAUUCCUUUAGAUGGAGAUAUUCCAAUAUUUACAGAGGAGUUUUUAAACUUCAAUAAAGGUAAGGCCUAACCAAAAAUGAAGCCAUUCUGCUAUUACCGGUAUUAGGCCUUGUGUUCCAUUAACAUGCCUGGUCCUCAUGGAAGAACAAGGAAGGAAUAAUUUUGGAAAAGCCACAGUGAUAUGAUUAUGGAAAUCUAAUCCAGCUUACCACAUGUACUUCAUACAAGAGUUGUCCUAAUACACAAUUGUUAGCCCCUGACUUGCAACAUCUUGCAAGAUGAGGUACCAUACCUUCCAUGUGGGAAGAGAGCUGUUGUACCAUUUCCACUUUUUUUUUUUUUUAACUGGAGACCAUGAGUUUUUAAGCUUGAAAACUGCGAGUAAUUUUAUGGUGGGUGUACUGUGCAUGGACAUGUAGCUACUGCCUGUACAUGUACAUUGUGAAUAUGUAAUGGCUUUGCUCCAUGAGCCUUUUUCCAGGAAUACUGUGUGUACCUUAUUUAUUUCUUUGGUUCUUUUUGUAUUCAUUCCAGCUCGUGAAAAUGAACUUAGGAAACUGAGGAAAGUGAACACAGAGUUUGAAGAGCAGAAUGCCAUUCUUAGUAAACACAUAGAGAAUAUGAAGAAAGGCAUUGACAAAUUGGAAGGAGAAAGGAAAGAGCAACAAAAUGAAAUCACUGCACUGCAGAGACACCUUGCCAAAUUGCGACAAAUAAUUUCCCGUAGUUUUGUUGAUAUUCAAAUUCCAGGAGUGACAGAUCCUCUAACAUCAGAGACAGUGGACUCAUUUGUAGCAAAACUGCAACAAUAUAUUCAAGAAAAUAGUAAAGAAAACUUGGAGUUAACAUCAAGGAUAAAAGACAUUAUAGCUUCUCUGGACUAUCCCAAGUAA
Pocillopora meandrina is the source of this 4878-nucleotide messenger RNA. Lineage: Eukaryota; Metazoa; Cnidaria; Anthozoa; Scleractinia; Pocilloporidae. The record is from the annotation of a GenBank genome assembly.